AUGAGUACAAACAAUAACAAUACAAAUUCAACCAAUCCACAACCACAACAACCACAACAACCUCAAAAUAAUGGUGAUGUUUUAAUAGGAAAUGUAGUUCAAAAUUUAUUAGAGCAAAUGCAAUCUAGAUUUGAAAAAGUAUCAGAAUCAAUUUUAACCAGAAUUGACGAAAUGGGACAAAGAAUUGAUGAAUUAGAUAAAUCAAUUUCAGAUUUAAUGUUACAAGCACAACAACAAAAACAAAUUCAACAACAACAACAAUCUCAACAAGAAUCAUCCGACCAAAAUAACGAAAAUCAAUCAAAUUAA
Molecule: messenger RNA, 309 nt
Organism: Dictyostelium discoideum AX4
Lineage: Eukaryota; Evosea; Eumycetozoa; Dictyosteliales; Dictyosteliaceae
Exons: 3
Coding region: 1-309 (102 amino acids)
Biological process (GO): negative regulation of DNA-templated transcription
Molecular function (GO): transcription corepressor activity
Source: RefSeq, a predicted model, not a curated record